This is a messenger RNA of Phacochoerus africanus (Common warthog), 378 nucleotides long. RefSeq names its product histone H4. The transcript has a single exon. The coding region runs from base 16 to 327 and encodes 103 amino acids. Gene Ontology annotation, biological process: nucleosome assembly. Gene Ontology annotation, molecular function: DNA binding; structural constituent of chromatin; protein heterodimerization activity. The record is from RefSeq and is a predicted model, not a curated record. Gene Ontology annotation, cellular component: nucleosome. Lineage: Eukaryota; Metazoa; Chordata; Mammalia; Artiodactyla; Suidae.
CAGACCACACCAGCCAUGUCCGGGAGAGGAAAGGGCGGUAAGGGCUUGGGCAAGGGCGGUGCUAAGCGCCACCGCAAGGUCUUGAGAGACAACAUCCAAGGCAUCACCAAGCCCGCCAUUCGGCGCCUUGCUCGGCGAGGGGGAGUCAAGCGGAUUUCUGGCCUCAUUUACGAGGAAACCCGAGGUGUGUUGAAGGUGUUCCUAGAGAACGUCAUUCGGGACGCAGUGACCUACACGGAGCACGCCAAGCGCAAGACCGUCACCGCCAUGGACGUGGUGUACGCCCUCAAGAGGCAGGGACGCACCCUGUAUGGCUUCGGGGGCUAAGCUGCUAGUUCUGCUACGUGAGACAAUCUCAAAGGCCCUUUUUAGGGCCAA